Theobroma cacao (cacao) is the source of this 2340-nucleotide messenger RNA. RefSeq lists its product as uncharacterized. The record is from RefSeq and is a predicted model, not a curated record. Gene Ontology annotation, biological process: carbohydrate metabolic process. Gene Ontology annotation, molecular function: carbohydrate binding; catalytic activity. Lineage: Eukaryota; Viridiplantae; Streptophyta; Magnoliopsida; Malvales; Malvaceae.
CAGAAACGCUCUCCUCGACGGUUAAAAACUUUCCCGCCACUGUAACUGUCGCCGAACAUCAACCACCAUAACAAACGGUAGUUCUCUGAUCGCUUACGGUCGCAUCUACACCGAAAGCAUCUCCGAUCACCCGAUCAUUGCCAUCACCGCCGUUUCUCUCCCGUGCGAUGAACUUACAGCAGCCUGAUUCGCUGACAGACUGAUCGUACAUGACAAGCACACUGCAGAGGAUCAUAGAUUUUUUCAGUGGCUGUGGCGGCUGUAACAAACGUAACAGAAAUGAAAGGCAAGAUAUAUUGAACAUGAAUCAGGAUACAGCUUGUGCUCCCAUGCCACCUCAAGGGGUCCGAUUGCAUAUUCAAGACCGUUAUGUGGUGAUGGAUAAUGGCAUAUGUCAAGUCACAUUAUCAAAGCCUGGGGGCAUUGUUACUGGUAUACGGUAUAAUGGCAUAGACAAUUUGCUUGAGGUUCGAAACAAGGAAACUAAUAGAGGGUACUGGGACCUGCACUGGAAUGAAAUAGGAGGGAAGGGAAUAUUUGAUGUAAUUCAAGGGACGAGUUUUAGUGUCAUAGUGGAAAAUGAGGAACAAGUUGAGCUCUCGUUCACAAGAGCUUGGGAUCCCUCUCUCGAGGGCAAGUACAUUCCCCUAAAUAUUGAUAAAAGGUUUAUAAUGCUUCGUGGUUCAUCAGGCUUCUACUCCUAUGCCAUUUAUGAGCAUUUCAAGGAAUGGCCUGGUUUUGAGCUUGGAGAAACCAGAAUUACUUUCAAGCUCAGAAAAGAGAAGUUUCAAUACAUGGCCAUAGCAGAUAACAGGCAAAGAUACAUGCCCUUCCCUGAUGACCGAUCAACUGGAAGAUGCCAACCUUUGGCUUAUCCGGAAGCAGUUCUUUUUGUCAAUCCCAUGGAUCAGAGGCUAACAGGAGAGGUGGAUGACAAGUACCAGUAUUCAUGUGAGAACAAAGAUCUUCGGGUCCAUGGUUGGAUCUGCUUUGACCCACCUGUGGGGUUCUGGCAAAUCACACCUAGUGAUGAGUUCAGAUCUGGUGGACCCCUUAAACAGAAUUUAACCUCACAUGUAGGACCCACCACUCUGGCUAUGUUUCUUAGUGCACAUUAUGCUGGGAAAUACAUGGUUCCACGAUUUGAAGCUGGUGAACCAUGGAAGAAAGUUUUUGGCCCUGUUUUCAUCUAUCUUAAUUCUGCAGCUCACGGAUAUGACCCACUUUGGCUGUGGGAGGAUGCUAAAAUCAAGAUGAUGGUUGAAGUUCAAAGCUGGCCAUAUAGUUUCCCUGCUUCAGAGGAUUUUCUAAAUACAGAACAACGGGGCAAUGUUAAUGGUAGACUUUUAGUCCAAGACAGAUAUAUCAGCAAUGACUAUCUAACAGCAAGUGGGGCAUACGUUGGCUUGGCCCCUCGAGGAAACGCAGGAUCAUGGCAAAUGGAAAGCAAGAACUACCAAUUCUGGACCAAGGCAGAUCAGAAUGGCUUUUUCUCCAUUAGAAAUAUACGCCCUGGUGAUUAUAAUCUUUAUGCAUGGGUCCCUGGGUUUAUUGGAGAUUAUCGGAAUGAAGUUGUCAUUACCAUAAGCUCAGGUUGUAACAUUGAAAUGGGUGAUAUCAUAUAUGAACCUCCAAGAGAUGGACCAACAUUGUGGGAAAUAGGCAUCCCUGAUCGCUCUGCUGCAGAGUUUCAUGUUCCAGAUCCUGAUCCAAAGUAUAUCAAUAGACUUUUUGUUAACCAUCCUGACAGGUUUAGGCAGUACGGGUUGUGGGAGAGAUAUGCAGAAUUAUAUCCUGAUGGAGACUUGGUUUACACAAUUGGUGCUAGUGACUAUAGGAAAGAUUGGUUCUUUGCGCAGGUUGUCAGGAAGACGAGUGAUAAUUCAUAUCAAGGAACUACAUGGCAAAUCAAGUUCAAACUCGAUAAUGUGGAUCAGAGUGGUACCUACAAAUUGCGAGUGGCACUUGCAUCUGCUACUCUAGCUGAAUUGCAGGUUCGGGUUAACGAUCCAAAUACAAAUCGUCCGUUAUUUACAACUGGACUGAUAGGGAGGGACAAUGCAAUAGCAAGACAUGGAAUUCAUGGGAUCUACAUGCUGUACAAUGUGGACAUACCAGGUACUCGGCUUGUUAAAGGGGAUAACACCAUCUUCUUGAAACAACCAAGAUGCAAUGGCCCUUUCCAAGGAUUCAUGUAUGACUACAUUCGUUUAGAAGGUCCCCCAACAUCAUGUUAACUGCACUGAUAGGUAUAACUAUGUACUUUUAAGGACACCCUAACAUGAAGGUGUAUUUUGAAUUUCAAUGGGCUAUACCAAGUAAAUUAAAUAAUUGAAAUCA